UUUUCAAUGAAAUUUUUUUUAAAGAAGUCUAAUAGUUACAAAUAUGGGUGGAAGUUAUUUAAUUUACCUUUUUUAGUUUUUUUAAAAAUAAAACUGACCAUUAAGCUUGGACUGUCGUACCUAGCUGCAAUCUUCUGUGAAGAUUGCUGGCCGCAUUUUUAAGAUUAUGAUUAUGCAUAACAACAUAAAUGAGUACUCUUUUUAAAGAUGCAUUUCUUUUUUAGAUGCAUACUUUUUUUUUUACAAAUGCAUUAUUUUUUUUAACA
Molecule: messenger RNA, 266 nt
Organism: Rhizophagus irregularis DAOM 181602=DAOM 197198
Lineage: Eukaryota; Fungi; Glomeromycota; Glomeromycetes; Glomerales; Glomeraceae
Source: RefSeq, a predicted model, not a curated record